UCCGGAAAAGGAAGAAGAGGAAAUUUUCAAGAUGACUCGAGUUCUUUUCGGUGUCAAAUCAAGCCCCUUUCUCCUUGCAGCUACAAUCCAAUACCAUCUAAAGAGAUGGUCUCUCAUCCAGUCUCUUAGAUCCAAAUUUUGGAAAAGAUGGAGUCAAGAAUAUCUCAACUCCUUGCAGUCUCGAGCUAAAUGGAAACUACCUGAACUGAACAUCAAACCCGGACAGCUGGUACUCCUGAUGGAUAAUAGCAAGAGCCCCAUGGAAUGGAACUUGGCCCGAAUUGAAAGGACAUAUCCUGGAACAGAUGGACUAGUCCGUGUCGCAGACAUCAGAACCCCUAAAGGAAUUUUUCGGCGAAGUAUCAACAGACUCUGCCCACUCCCUUUCGAAGAAGGUGUUGGACAACUGUCCAACGGGGGCCGGGAUGUUCCGUCUUAGAGACGCCUUUCCCCUAUUCCAGCUGUAGUCAUCAGGAAACCGGCGCAUGCGCAGUUUCUGUUGAACUUUGAUACGCUUCUUUUUUAUUACUUUAUGAUUCAGAAUUUUGUAAUGCCUAAUGAGAGAUGUAACGGAUGUGUUUCCUGUUGCUGUG
This is a messenger RNA of Argiope bruennichi, 593 nucleotides long. RefSeq lists its product as uncharacterized. Lineage: Eukaryota; Metazoa; Arthropoda; Arachnida; Araneae; Araneidae. The record is from RefSeq and is a predicted model, not a curated record. The transcript is spliced from 2 exons. Bases 32 to 439 code for a protein of 135 amino acids.